AUGGGAGGGCAGGAAUUUUCGUAUGGGCCUAAAAUUAUGAACGGUGGAUUGGCUGGUAUCGUAGGGGUGACCUGCGUUUUUCCUAUUGAUCUCGUCAAAACUCGGCUGCAGAACCAACCCAUUUUGCCGAAUGGAGAGGUACAGUACAAAGGAAUAGCUGAUUGUGCCAGGCAGACAUGGAGGUCCGGAGGAGCUUCCGUUUUUCUAAAGGUUCGGGCGUUGUAUUCUGGAUCAGCCGUUAACAUCGUUCUGAUUACACCUGAAAAGGCUAUAAAAUUGGUAGCAAAUGAUUUCUUCCGACACCAUCUUGCUGCUCCGGGCGAGAAAAAACUUUCAGCUUGGAAAGGAAUGACAGCAGGAGGGUUAGCAGGAAUGUUCCAGAUCGUUGUCACGACACCAAUGGAACUUCUGAAGAUUCAGAUGCAAGAUCAAGGACGAACUGCUGUUCCUGGUCAGAAGAAAAUGACGGCUCUACAACUAACUUCCAAAUUACUGAAGGAGAGAGGGAUCGCUGGGUUAUAUAAGGGUUUAGGGUCAACUUUCGCUAGAGACGUGACAUUUUCGAUGAUGUACUUCCCGCUAUUUGCCUAUCUUGAUUCACUGGGACCCCGAAAAAGCGACGGAAGUGGCGAUGCUGUGUUUUGGACUUCGUUUGUAGCAGGUCUCACAGCCGGGGCAUCGUCAUCAUUUGCUGUCACCCCUCUUGACGUUAUUAAGACGAGGAUGCAAACAAUUAACAAAGGAGCUCAUGAAAUAAGAUAUAAGAAUGUUGGAGACGCUUUUGUGAAGAUUCUUCAAAUGGAAGGACCCCGUGCUUUAUUCAAGGGUGCCGCCUGUCGUAUGAUGGUGAUGGCUCCACUUUUCGGUAUAGCGCAGACCGUCUACUACAUUGGAGUAGCAGAGAAGAUUUUAGGAGUACAGAAGGCUACCCACAUCUAG
Necator americanus (New World hookworm) is the source of this 939-nucleotide messenger RNA. RefSeq lists its product as uncharacterized. The coding region runs from base 1 to 939 and encodes 312 amino acids. The record is from RefSeq and is a predicted model, not a curated record. Gene Ontology annotation, molecular function: L-aspartate transmembrane transporter activity; L-glutamate transmembrane transporter activity. Gene Ontology annotation, biological process: L-glutamate transmembrane transport; aspartate transmembrane transport; malate-aspartate shuttle. Lineage: Eukaryota; Metazoa; Nematoda; Chromadorea; Rhabditida; Ancylostomatidae. The transcript is spliced from 10 exons.